This is a messenger RNA of Gamsiella multidivaricata, 1824 nucleotides long. RefSeq lists its product as uncharacterized. The transcript has a single exon. NCBI's taxonomy places the organism in Eukaryota, Fungi, Mortierellomycota, Mortierellomycetes, Mortierellales, Mortierellaceae. Gene Ontology annotation, biological process: canonical NF-kappaB signal transduction. The record is from RefSeq and is a predicted model, not a curated record. Bases 1 to 1824 code for a protein of 607 amino acids.
AUGGAGAACGCGACAGCGAACCCAGCACCACUCCUGUCCAAGGACAUUGGAGCAAUUCCUCUCUCAUCCUCCUCGUCCAAGAAACGAAAACUCUCUGAGGACCUUCGCGAUGGCAGCAACAGCAACAGCAACAGCAACAGCAACAACAACAACAACCCAUCACCGCCGUCCCCGCCGCGUCUACCUCAGGACCCGAGUCAGAGCCAGGGCCCGAUUUUCGAGGCCGGGGCAGAGGAAAGCUUCACAAACUUCAUAAAGCGGCUCAGCAACGCACAGCGUGCUAGCAAACGAAGUCGGCACGAAUAUGCCCAGACGACCGCAGCAACGUCCACGCCCAUUCCCACGGUCACUCCUGCCGCGUCACCGACACCGUUAUCGUCAUCGGCGUUCUUGCACAGGUCACUGCCCUGUCAAUUGAGAGGGACUCUCGCAUGGAAGGAGUAUUGUGCUUAUCGUAAGCGAACGUCCAGACCUGGCAUUCGACCAGCAGAGCUGUUGCGUAGUAGGAAUAGUGUCGGCACCAGUACCAAUGCCAGUACCAGCACCAAUACCAGUACCAGCACCAACGUCGAAAGCAAGACCGCGAACAAGACCGAUACCACCUCCCAUGCCAGUGUCAACGCAGGCACCAGUACUAGUACCAGUUCUAAUGCCAAAACCGGUGCCAGCGCCAAUGCCAAAGACAGUGCCAAAGACGGUGCCGACACCAAGGCCAGUAUCAACGCUAGCUCGAACUGCGGCGACGCGCCUGGUCACGAGAAAAUGACGGCCCAUCAAAAUCAGGAGGACGCAGAGCGGGCCAGGCGGGCUUCCGCACAGAAGGAGCUGAAGACGAAGCAGCUGAAGGAGUCGAUGGAGCGCCUCAGCGACUAUAGGCGUCGAGAGCAGAAGUAUUGGGCAAAGGGACAAGGGAGGUGGCAGAAGUAUUGUGCAAAGGAACACGAGAGGUGGCAGCAGCAGCAGCCACGUGAAGAGCAAGAGAAGUGGAGGCAGGCUUGGGAGGACAUGAUGAAAGGCAGUGAGAGGCAUCAGGAACAUAGGCAGCAGCAGCGACAGCAAGAGCACUAUAUGACGGACAAAUGGCUACAUCAGGUUGAGAAGCAUAUAAAGGAAAUGGCAGAGUUUAAAAGGUGCGUCAAGGAGGUGCAAAGGGGCGCUAUUGGGCCGGGGGAGGACCCUGCGGAGGUAAUGAGCCGGUUACAGCUUCGGAAUGAAGCGCUGCAGAAAGGGUGGGAAAAGAUACAGACGCUCGAGUGGCAAAUAAAUGCGGCCAUAAACGCACGCGUGAAGGCUGAGGAAGAGAAGCGCAAGAUAGUUGAGGAGGAGAGGCGCAAGAAGAGAGCAGAGGAAGAGAGACGCAAGAGGGCUGGGAAUGAAGCGCCAGUGAAGAAGCAGGCGAUGGUCGAAAGAGCGCGAGCGACAUAUGAGCAAGGGCGGAGGAUGCUGAUGGAGGGCGAUCAGGCGAAGGCGAUGUUGAAGAUGGAGACGAUACCCUGGCCGCCGUUGAGGGGAACGUCCGAGUUUGGUCCGCAGACGUCCAAGGCGGCAAUCGAGUUCGAUGCGAGGACCGGGAUAUCGCUGUUUGAUUUCCUGUUCGCAGGGACGACGAAGGAACAGCCGGAUGUGAGGAGACAGCUGCUGAGACGCGAGCAACUCAAAUUCCAUCCGGACAAGUUCCAGCAGCGUUUCGGAGCCAGGUUGUCGGCGGAGGAUGAUGGGGAUGCCUUGGCAGGCAAGAAGGCGACCGCAGGAAAGCGUGGAACGAUCUUGGAGAUGGUCGGCAGGGUCGCACGAGCACUGAAUGAGAUUGCGGGGACGCUGUAA